AGUCUGCUGCCAGACGCCGAAGCGAACGCAUCGCGCCGCGUGACCGCACUCGUCACGCCGCUCAUCUGCGCUCAGUCUCGCGUUUACAGUCGCUGUCACGGUUGACGCACGUGUCUAACGCCGUCACAGACCUCUGGUAGUCCAUCGGUUGUCCAGUGUCCGUGAGGCAGCCCGAGUUAACGUGCACGUGCAGAUAAUAGUAUCUGCCUCUGCCCCGCCCACCGAGUGCUGUGUUCGUGUAUAUACAGUGGCGAACGACAUCGCCACUGCGACAUCAAGGAGCAUGAGUAAUUCCUUUCUAUAACACCUACAUACAUCCAUCAUAAACUACACACAUCCAUUAUUUGGUACUUACCUCGAACAUCUAAAGACGAAACUAAAAAAUUCUCCCUGAUACAUUCUCGCGUUCCUACGAGAGGCAACACGUCAGACUUUAGCUCCUAAGCAUUUUCAGUGAUUUUCUAUCAAACGCUGAAACUUCAGAACACUGAACAUCGUCAUCUCCCACCUCAAUACAACAGUCUAAGCAUCACCCUUAACCAGUGUGUUUUCUCGCAAUGGCAACCGAUCAGGGUUGAGUGCAGUGUCACCUUCGACCUUCCGAAUGGAGACAACUGCCUUGGCGCAUACUGGUGGAGAUCACCUCCGACGUAGACCCUCUACGGUGCUCAAGAUGGCUGUAGCGGCGCCUCUACUGCUGCUUCUGCUGGCCAACAUCGCACCCUACGCUGGCGGGUCGCAGCCACCUGGAGGCAGUGCUGCCAACCAACUGGGAGGCGGAGGGUCUGCCCCCUACUUCGACAGGUCGGCGUCGCGCAACGUGACGGCCCUGCUGGGGAAGACGGCUUACCUCAACUGCAGGGUCUACAACCUCGGCAACAAGACGGUGUCGUGGGUGCGGCACAGGGACGUGCACCUGCUGACGGUGGGCAGGUACACGUACACCAACGACCAACGCUUCCGCGCCAUCAACCAGCCGCUCAGCAACGACUGGACGCUGCAGCUCAAGUACCCGCAGCACCGCGACGCCGGCGUCUACGAGUGCCAGGUGUCCACCACGCCGCACAUGAGCCACUUCGUGCACCUCAACGUCGUCGAGCCGACGACGGAGAUCGUGGGCGGCCCGGACCUCUACAUCGACCGCGGCAGCACCAUCAACCUGACGUGCGUGGUGCUCUUCAGCCCGGAGCCACCGGCCUACAUCUACUGGAGCCACAACGACAACAUCAUCAGCUACGACAGCCCGCGGGGCGGCGUGACGGUGAUCACGGAGAAGGGCCCCACCACGACCAGCUUCCUGCUCAUACAGCGCGCCACGCCCGCCGACUCGGGCCGCUACCAGUGCAACCCGUCAAACGCGCAGGCGCGGCCCGUCAACGUGCACGUCCUGCAUGGCGAACACCCGGCGGCGAUGCAGCACGGCAACCGUGGUCGGCGGUCGGCGCCGUCCGGCGGACUCUGCCUGGCUCUGGCUGCGUGGGCGGUGGCGGUCGCUGCCCUCGGCCCGCUCCUGUAGCCGCCCCCUCCGCCCCCUCACCGCAAGAUGACUCCGAGACGUCACCGAGAGCUGCCUCUGUCGGCCGGUGCCUCCGUCAGGAAACAACAGCUCGAGUGAACGCGUCCACCCGGUGCCACCUGCCGGCACCGCAGUAUCCUCUGGACAUAAUCGAUGCGCGGGGUCGAAACUGGGCCUGGGAACAGCCCAAGUUCGUGCCUCUUUGUGUGCCCAUGCAAAAGUGGAGUAACGGUGCCGGGGGAGGAUGGGGAGGCAGCGAGGUGAAAGAAAGGCAAGAAGCAUCGCGUGCGCACUGCUACCUGCGGUCGGGUGGCGUGUAUUUCGGUAGCCGGCGGGCCGCGACGGUGCUAUGGCGCCUCUAACGGCGAGCACGCACGCCAGGCCGCGCCGGGUGUGGCUUCCGUAACACCCCGCCUUCUGCGGACCGCACUGCAGUUUGCCGACAGGGCGCGACCGGGUAUUAAAGUGAGCGAGUGUGUAUGAUGUUGCGGAACGCGGAAUGUUGGUGUAACUACGAGUAAGGCUGAAUGAACGUGCUACCUACCGUAGAAAAUGGACUACUCAUGCGAAGCACGACGUUGCUGUUAACUUUUAAAAUUCUUAGCAUUUCACCUCACAGGAAUUGAGAAAAACUCUGCGUUUCGUCGUACUACGCGUAAUACCGUACAAGAUUUAUGGAAGGAAACAGAAAUCAUUGACUGUUUUUGUAAAUGCACAUCCAAUUCCUUGCAAAAUACCCAUUUUGUCUGCUGAGAAUCUUCAUGUAAAUAAGACAAGGUCGUACCUAAGUAUUUUGUGUCGAUAGCAAUCGUUCUUGUGACAACAGAUUAGAAGCAAUGACUCUCAACUGCGCCACAUUUUCAGAGAUAACAUGUCAAAUUGUGGCUCUAUGCGACCGAAGUUUAUCGGAUUUAACAAAUAUGUGCUUAACUGAACGGUAUCAAAACAAAGUUAAUCUUAUCGGAGAGAAUGUAUAAGAAAAUACUGUUUACCAGCACCUAAGAAUGUGAUGAACUUCGCUGUAGAGGUAUCAGUUUCUGUGUGUAAAGCGUUAUACAGUGCAGAAACCACGAAUGCAGUAGGCUGGUAAAAUACUGUAAGAACACGUGCGACAGUGUGACAGUGACAGGAGCAGAAACUAGAAGUGAUGGAAAGGUUGUAUAUUUUUCUUAAGAGGUUAAAAGAGUAUUCAGCUGCCCCAGCGUGCAGUGGUGGCAGUCAGACGAACCUAUGUGUAAGACCUGCAAUUUAAAAUGUGUUCCUCGGAACAAUGAACAGCAGUGUUAUUGCCUGAAUUGUGAAGUCAGAUAAGCAAAUUAGCAGAAAUAAUGAAAGGAACUUCUGGCCAGAAUGACAGCCGUGUUGAACAGCAGAUACAUGUGCAUAGGCAUUAAGGUGUCACACGAGAACAGAAAUUGUUUCAAGUGAGCUGAAAGCAAUCUAGUGCUAUCACCUGAAAGAAUAUUAAAUUUAGCCACUUUGGCCUCUUGAGACUACCAGGCAUUGGUGCUACUGAAUUACAUUUAGUUAAACAUGGAACUUGUAAUCUCAAUUUAGCGAAACCUAUGACGACGUCGCCGAAUUUGAGAGGCGCUUUUCUCUUCCCAAUAUAUGUUUAAUACGUUAUACGCUUGUGCAGUGUGUUGUACAGUGAAGCGUGAUCGAAAUAAUAAACUGCCUUCAAAGCUUUUAUGACCAGUGUAACACAUUAUAGCAAUUUUUCAAUGCCAGAGUAAACAACUAUGUUAAAACCUGGAAUAUCUAAACGGCAGUGCUAAAAUAUAAAUAAAUCUGAUAUCGA
Schistocerca gregaria is the source of this 3317-nucleotide messenger RNA. Its product is annotated as zwei Ig domain protein zig-8-like. The coding region runs from base 605 to 1516 and encodes 303 amino acids. NCBI's taxonomy places the organism in Eukaryota, Metazoa, Arthropoda, Insecta, Orthoptera, Acrididae. The transcript is spliced from 6 exons. Gene Ontology annotation, biological process: synapse organization. The record is from RefSeq and is a predicted model, not a curated record. Gene Ontology annotation, cellular component: neuron projection membrane.